UUCCGGCCAGUGCUGGAGUCUCCCGCGCGCGCGGCGACCUGGCGUGUGAUAGAGUUUAAAGGAGCUGGACCGGGCUACCGGAAACAGAAGCUUCCUCCUCGGUCUCGUGGCCCGGAAGCAGCCGUAAGGCUUAUACCGAGGAGGCGCUCGCCAUGUCCCUCAUCUGCUCCAUUUCUAAUGAGGUGCCUGAGCAUCCUUGCGUGUCUCCAGUCUCCAACCAUGUCUACGAGCGCAGACUGAUUGAAAAGUAUAUUGCAGAGAAUGGGACUGACCCAGUCAACAACCAGCCACUAUCUGAAGAGCAGCUGAUAGAUAUCAAAGUUGCCCACCCAAUUCGGCCAAAGCCACCUUCUGCUACUAGUAUUCCAGCCAUUCUGAAGGCGCUUCAAGAUGAAUGGGAUGCUGUCAUGCUGCACAGUUUCACGCUACGCCAGCAGCUGCAGACCACACGCCAGGAGCUGUCUCACGCACUGUACCAGCAUGAUGCUGCCUGUCGUGUCAUUGCCCGUCUCACCAAAGAGGUCACUGCUGCAAGAGAAGCUUUGGCAACUCUGAAACCCCAGGCUGGCCUCAUUGUUCCCCAAGCUGUACCUUCUUCACAGCCCAAUGCUGUGGGUGCUGGUGAACCAAUGGAUCUAGGAGAGUUGGCAGGAAUGACCCCAGAGAUUAUCCAGAAGCUUCAAGACAAAGCCACGGUGCUGACCACGGAGCGUAAGAAGAGAGGGAAGACUGUGCCGGAGGAGCUGGUGAAGCCAGAAGAAUUAAGCAGGUACCGGCAGGUGGCUUCACAUGUGGGACUGCACAGUGCCAGCAUCCCUGGUAUCCUGGCUCUCGACCUGUGUCCUUCCGACACCAACAAGAUCCUCACAGGUGGAGCUGAUAAAAAUGUUGUUGUCUUUGACAAGAGCUCAGAGCAAAUCCUGGCGACUCUGAAAGGUCACACCAAGAAGGUCACCAGCGUAGUGUUCCACCCAUCCCAGGAACUAGUGUUUUCUGCUUCUCCAGAUGCCACUAUCCGGAUCUGGUCAGUUCCCAGCGCUUCGUGCGUGCAGGUUGUGCGUGCCCAUGAGAGUGCUGUAACAGGGCUGAGUCUUCAUGCCACAGGCGAUUACCUGCUGAGCUCCUCUGAUGACCAGUAUUGGGCCUUUUCUGACAUCCAGACUGGCCGUGUUCUCACCAAGGUCACAGAUGAAACUUCUGGCUGUGCUCUCACCUGUGCUCAGUUCCAUCCUGAUGGGCUUAUUUUUGGGACAGGAACAAUGGACUCUCAGAUUAAGAUCUGGGACUUGAAGGAACGGACCAACGUAGCAAACUUCCCAGGACACUCUGGCCCUAUAACUAGUAUUGCCUUCUCUGAGAAUGGCUACUACCUGGCCACUGCUGCUGAUGACUCCUCUGUCAAACUAUGGGAUCUACGCAAGCUGAAGAACUUUAAGACUCUGCAGCUGGACAAUAACUUUGAGGUGAAGUCUCUGAUAUUUGACCAGAGUGGCACCUAUUUGGCCCUGGGUGGCACUGAUGUCCAGGUGUACAUCUGUAAACAAUGGACAGAGGUUCUCCAUUUCACAGAGCAUAGCGGCCUGACAACAGGAGUAGCCUUUGGGCAUCAUGCUAAGUUCCUAGCUUCAACAGGCAUGGACAGAAGCCUGAAAUUCUACAGCCUGUAGCCUCUGCUUCCAGGAUGUCAACGGAGGAACCUAUUCUUUGCUGUAGUGUUACGAUAUCGGGGCAAGUGUGGGGUGUAUGGGUGGGUGGGAACGAGUGGGAAAUGGGGUACAUCAUAGCUUUUUAUCUCAGUUCAGGUUGCCUGUAGAAAGGGAACGUUGAGCCCUGUGCUAAGUGGAUUUGUUUUCCCUCUUCCAUAUUUGUUCUAUCCCAGCUUUGUCUGUGCUGUGAUUGUAACAAUAUAGAGCCAAACCCAUCCAGUGUUGACCAUCCAGUGAGGGGUGGUGGCAGGGAUGAGGAUGGAGACAGGGAUGGGGAGAUGUGCAGGUUUUUGUAUGCAGCUCUCUAGUUUCAUUAAAAAAAGAAUAUUCAACUAAA
Elgaria multicarinata webbii is the source of this 2043-nucleotide messenger RNA. It is a transcript of the gene PRPF19, whose product is annotated as pre-mRNA processing factor 19. Gene Ontology annotation, biological process: DNA repair; protein ubiquitination; mRNA splicing, via spliceosome. Lineage: Eukaryota; Metazoa; Chordata; Lepidosauria; Squamata; Anguidae. Gene Ontology annotation, molecular function: protein binding; ubiquitin protein ligase activity. The record is from RefSeq and is a predicted model, not a curated record. The coding region runs from base 153 to 1667 and encodes 504 amino acids. The transcript has 16 exons. Gene Ontology annotation, cellular component: cytoplasm; U2-type catalytic step 1 spliceosome; Prp19 complex.